CCGAGAAGCCAUGGCGCACCAGCCGGACGCCGAGGCGCCCCUGCUCGGCAAGCCCGACGCCGCCUCCCCGCCGGCGAGGCGCAACAAGUACCCCUUCUUCUGCGCCGUGCUCGCCUCCAUGACCUCCGUCCUCAUGGGCUACAACGUGGCGGUGAUGAGCGGCGCGCAGAUCUUCAUGGCGGAGGACCUGGGCAUCAGCGACGCGCAGGUGGAGGUGCUCUCGGGCGUCAUCAACAUCUACUCGCUCGUCGGCGCGCUGCUGGCGGGGUGGACCUCCGACCGCCUUGGCCGGCGCCUCACCAUCGUGCUCGCCAACGUCUUCUUCCUCGCCGGCCCGCUCGCCAUGGCGCUCGCGGGAGGGUACGCCGCGCUCAUGGUGGGCCGCUUCAUCGCCGGCGUGGGCUCCGGGUACGCGCUCGUCAUCGCGCCCGUCUACGCCGCCGAGAUCGCGCCCGCGUCGUCCCGCGGCCUCCUCACCUCGCUUCCUGAGAUCUUUAUCAACACCGGCGUGAUGCUGAGCUAUGUUUCCAACCUGGCCUUCUCGGGGCUGCCCGUGCACCUCUCGUGGCGGAUGAUGUUCGCGGCGGGGGUGGUGCCCACGGUGUUCCUGGCGGCCGGCGUGCUCACCAUGCCGGAGUCGCCGCGGUGGCUCGCCAUGAAAGGCAGGGUCGCCGAGGCGAAGGCCGUGCUCGACAAGACGUCGGACACGCCCGCCGAGGCCGAGCAGCGGCUGCUGGAGAUCGAGGCCGUCGUCAGCAGCGGCGGCCGGAGCAGCGAAGGCGGCGGCGGCGCGUGGAAGGAGGUGGCCACCAGGGCCGGGGUCCGCCGCGUGCUGGCCAUCGUGCUCACGCUGCAGUUCUUCCAGCAGUCGUCGGGCAUCGACUCGGUGGUGCUGUACGGCCCGCGCGUGCUGGCCAUGGCCGGGGUCACCUCCAACACCCUGCUCCUGAGCCUGAACGUCCUCUUCGGCGUCGCCAAGGCCGGCUCCAUCCUCAUCGCCAUGGCGCUCGCCGACCGCGUCGGCCGCCGGCCCCUCCUCCUCGCGAGCACGGGCGGCAUGACGGCGUCCCUGCUGGUCCUGGGUUCCCUGUUCGCGGCGUUCGCGGGCGCCAAGGACGACGCCGCGGUGGCCGCGGUGAGCGUCGCCGCCGUGGUGGCGUUCGUGGUGGCCUUCUCCGUCGGGCUCGGGCCGCUGGCCUGGGUGUACAGCUCCGAGAUCCUGCCGCUCCGGCUGCGGGGGCAGGGCGCCGGGCUCGGCACCGCCAUGAACCGGGUCAUGAGCGGCGUGGUCACCAUGACCUUCAUCUCGCUCUACCAGGCCAUCAGCAUGGCCGGCGCGUUCUACCUCUACUCCGCCGUCGCCGCGGCCUCGUUCGUGUUCGUCUACGCGUGCCUGCCGGAGACCAGGGGCCGGAGCCUCGAGGACAUGGAGGAGCUCUUCCACACCAAGUGAUUCGUGUGAUCUGACCGAACCAUCAAUUCGAUUCGGUUGGUGCAUAUAGACGGGUGAAAAAAAAAUGAAAUCGCAAUGUGCUCUGCCUUUUUCUGCAGAUGAUGUGUCCCUUUGCUUCUGAAUAUCAGGCAUUUUUACGCCUGUUUGAAACGCAGAAGUUCCGUGUAGUUCAUAGUUGUGCAAUCAGAAAAUGGUAGACAUUUAGACUAUGGUUUCUUGUAGGAGAUAAUCAGAGGUAAUUAAUUUGUUCGGUACAAACUAUCACAAGAAUUAUGGGAUUUCAUGAUAGAA
Messenger RNA from Panicum hallii, 1744 nucleotides. RefSeq names its product polyol transporter 5-like. Gene Ontology annotation, biological process: transmembrane transport. Gene Ontology annotation, cellular component: membrane. The transcript is spliced from 3 exons. The record is from RefSeq and is a predicted model, not a curated record. Gene Ontology annotation, molecular function: myo-inositol:proton symporter activity. The coding region runs from base 11 to 1453 and encodes 480 amino acids. NCBI's taxonomy places the organism in Eukaryota, Viridiplantae, Streptophyta, Magnoliopsida, Poales, Poaceae.